UGUUGUUGAUCUCAAAAUCAAUCAUUAAUUAGUCUUAUUAUUACGCAGUAAUGUCGAACGGGCACCCAAUUAUCGGACUCUUUGAUGAAUAUUAAUUGCCGGUUGUUUCGCCAGGGUUAAAUUGCCGUUGUUUAUCGCACGUACAUGCAUGUACAAAAGACCGGUCUUUUAAUAGAAUUAAAAUGUUACCAUGUUUUGUUUAAAAUAGCAACAUUAUCAAGACAUGUUAAGUGCAAACAACUCAAAAUGUAUAAUUGUUCUUUUAACUUCCGACGCAGCAAAUUUUCGAAUGUUAUUUUAAUAUUCAUUUGGACUCCCUUAAGUCAUAGUGAACGUCGGAUUCAUGGAAUUUACUGAAAAUGUCUUCUAAACAUAAAGAUUUCCUUUCAUGGGAUGACGACAUAGAUUUAGAUUUGGUAUUAGGUGAUUAUACUGAUGAUGAGGCAAACAAUAAAUCGCAAGCAAGCACGAAAGAGCUGUGCUAUAUUUGUCCUGUUUGUGGCGCGGAGUAUAAAAGUGUAUCAGGAUUUCGAGGUCAUGUCAUGAAAAAACAUCAACAGAAUUUACGAGCAUCAGAUCACAAGAAAAACGACAACCAGAAGGGACAAGACAGUAAUUGGCCCAAAGAAGAAUUUACAAAGUUACAGACAAUCUUCCCUCAAGCCUUCUCAAACAGCUUAAAAAACAUCCAAACAAAUGAGCUAUACAAUAUUUUUGGAAAGUCGAUUGAGGCUGAAAUCGCCGAACAAUUAGAGAUGAACAAGGAGGUUGAGAAAUAUUUUAAAGAGAUAAUUACAAUCUGUCACAAAAACAACAACCUAUCUUCUACAGAAGAAAGGGAACUUCUCUUCAAAACAGUUCACCGUAUAAGGACUGACAAGGAAAUUGUUAGUAAAGGAGUGAUUUUGAUACAAUCAAGUGUAAAAGCACAAAGUGCAAAAGACAUAAACAACUUCCUCCAAAUUAUCAUUUUAGAAUUAAUUGCUGAAGUUAUUAAAGCAAGAAGGCAACUUGAAGAAAAAACAUCUGCAGCAAAAUUAUCUGAAAUAAGUGACUCAGACAACAAAGUCCUAUACUACAUAUCUGGAUACAUUAUCAAAUAUUUGGAAAAAAAAACACUCAAAACAGAAAAAUAAACAACUAAGGGACAGAA
This is a messenger RNA of Dreissena polymorpha, 1153 nucleotides long. RefSeq lists its product as uncharacterized. The transcript is spliced from 2 exons. Bases 360 to 1136 code for a protein of 258 amino acids. The record is from RefSeq and is a predicted model, not a curated record. Lineage: Eukaryota; Metazoa; Mollusca; Bivalvia; Myida; Dreissenidae.